Pyrus x bretschneideri (Chinese white pear) is the source of this 935-nucleotide messenger RNA. Its product is annotated as protein SRC2. The record is from RefSeq and is a predicted model, not a curated record. Gene Ontology annotation, biological process: defense response. The coding region runs from base 35 to 883 and encodes 282 amino acids. The transcript has a single exon. Lineage: Eukaryota; Viridiplantae; Streptophyta; Magnoliopsida; Rosales; Rosaceae.
UCCCGCUCUCUCUCUCUCUCUCUCUCUCUCAAAAAUGGAGCAGAGGAUCCUAGAACUCGAACUCAUCUCAGCCAAAGACAUCAAAGACGUCAACCUCAUAUCCAAGAUGGACGUUUACGCCGUCGUCGCCCUCCAGGGCGACGACGUAUCUCGCGCCGGCAAGCAGAAAACCAAGACCAAAGUCUCCCAGGGAUGCGGGACCCAUCCCACCUGGAACUUCCACAUGAAGUUCGUUCUCGACGAGUACCUAAUUCAGCAGAACCGCAUCUCCCUCGUCUUCAAGCUCGUCUGCCAGCGCAGCCUCGGCCACAAAGACAUCGGCCAGGUCCUCGUCCCCGUUAAGGAGCUCUUGGAUUCCGUAAAGGCUGACGCCGCCUCCAUGAAGUUUGUCGCUUACCAAGUCAGAAUGCCCUCAGGGAAGCCGAAAGGUGAGCUCGAGUUCUCAUACAAAUUUGGUGACAAAGUGGCGGCUUCAGAGGCGACGCUGACGGCGGCUUCGUCAAAGGGUAACGAGCCGGUAACGGCCUAUCCGGUGGUUGGACCGUCAGUCCAGCCGGUGGUGGGGUAUGGUGGAUACCCACCUCCAGUUGGCACCUCUGCUGGGCCUCCGCCACCUGGAUACGAGUACCCAGCACCACCGCAGGGAUACGGGUACCCGCCGCCGCCACCAGGGUAUGGGUACCCGCCACCGCCACCAGGGUAUGGGUACCCGGGGCCGCCACCUGCCGGGUAUGGAUACCCACAGAUGCAGCAACCCCAGCCGGAAGCAAAGAAGAAGAACUUUGGGAUGGGGCUGGGAGCUGGAGUGUUAGGAGGGUUACUUGGUGGGAUGCUAAUUGGAGAUAUGGUAUCUGAUGGCGGUGGAUGUGGUGGCGGUUUUUAGUUUUAUGGAUGUUUGCUUUUCAAUUUUUUGUUACAGUACUAAAUUUUCUUUU